GCAUACUUCCUGCAGAGGGACACACAAACAACAUUAAACAAACCCUCACGGAGAUUGAAAUCAUCGUUUCAUCGUUCCACUUACAGACACAUACACAAAAGCACAACCAUUAUGUCGAUGUCAGCGGCGCAGGCGAGGACAACUCUUAAAGAGGUAAUGCAAUACGCUGAGGAAGGCAUCCACUACGAUGACGACGGGGAGCUUGAACUACUAACGGAGAGAGUGCCCAGCUACUUCGAAGUCAGAGUGAACAUUCGUGCAAGCAUCGCUGCGAACGGAGAGGAGUCGCUCAGAGCACGGAUGCUAUUGGCACGGUUCACAGAGGCGCGUGAUUUGCGUGUAGAUGACAGUGCUGAUACCGGUGCAUACAGCUUGAGAAAAGUGGCUGGUUGGAUGUGCACAGAAGGGAUGUCUGCUGAAGGGGACGUGGAUAUGACAAAGCAGCAGCAGGGCGGAACAUACACGGGAGCUGAUUUCAAGAAGAUGCUCAUGACACAGACGAGGAAAUGGGGAAUGCUUGUUGAAGAUUCUAACGACGAGCUGAAGAGCGGUGCAGCAGAAAUUAUGUUGCUGUCGCGUUUGAAGGACAUACCGCAAGCUCCUCCGCAAGACUUCCAAGAUCUUCCAGUCAUUAUUGCAAACGGGGUGGAGUAUGUUUUACUCGACCAGCUGGUGGAUUGCAUGCAAAAGAGUCCUCAGGAUCGGAAUGUCAUACAUGAGGCAUUGCAUGAUUUGACAGAGCAAGCACUGGCAGGCAAGGACCUUGUUAACUACAAGAUGCGGAUUGUGAAAGAGAAUGUCAUAUGUGGAACUCCAUUAUGGGAUGGAAUGUUUAUGGAAGCUUUGGAUCGCCUCACCAUCGCGACUUCUGACGUGGACAGAAAGAGGGAGGAGGUUGAAGAAGAAGAUGUGUUCAAUGAGUGGACAAUGAUAGAACAACAAUGGAGACGAGGGUUCGAAGACUCUUCUUUACCAAUCGAUUUUGACUAUGACAUUGAAGAAACAACAGUGACGAACAAUGAAAAAGAUGCGAAGCCGCCAACAUAUGAGGUGGAAGUGAGUGGCAGCGAUGUGAGCAGCGACGAGGAGGGUGAGGAGUAUGAUGCGUACUGGAAAAUUAAAGUAGGAGGAGGGCAAGCAUCUAAAGGGUGGGCACAUGCGAUUCUCAGGUUGACACGUGUUUUCCGUAAUCCCCAUUUACUGUUGCGUGUCGUGCUGAAGGAGGCAAUACCUGACGGCGCACUCCAGUAUGCAGCACUGACGACCAUUAUGAGAUCAUGCUCGAAUGGAAAAAGAUGGUCACGAGACAAUCGGUCGACGGGUAUGGCUGCAGAGGCUGGAAAGAGACCCAAGAGGGUGGACGAGGAACACUUGUUCCCGUUCACGUGGAAAUCAAGAAGACACGCCAUAUCGAUAACAAAACGGGACGUAUUGCGAUUGGGUGUCAAGCAGUGGCUGAACGAUAACGUGAUCGAUAUGUACUUACAGUCCGUCUAUGACGAACAUUUUCCAGACGGAGACAAUAUGACACUUCAUGUUUGCACAUCUUUCUGGCACCUCGCAGUCAUCGCCAAUCAGAAGGUUUAUGUCGCGAAAGCGGGAUGGCAGAGGCGGAUCAAGAGUAUAUCGUCAAAGCUGCGUCGAAUAAGCAAUGAACUGUGAACAACAAGUAUUGUUCUCAUCCCUGUGAAUCACGAAAACCAUUGAAAAUUGCUCUUGAUACUGAAUGU
Messenger RNA from Chara braunii, 1730 nucleotides. Lineage: Eukaryota; Viridiplantae; Streptophyta; Charophyceae; Charales; Characeae. The record is from the annotation of a GenBank genome assembly.